Messenger RNA from Brugia pahangi, 237 nucleotides. NCBI's taxonomy places the organism in Eukaryota, Metazoa, Nematoda, Chromadorea, Rhabditida, Onchocercidae. The record is from the annotation of a GenBank genome assembly.
AUGAUAUUCAAGAGAUUUACAAUUGUGCCCAUUCCUGGAUGGAAGAAAGCAAAUGGCCCACCUUCAACUGGCAAAGUAGUCCCCUGUCAUUCCCCAUUUAAAUUAAUUGAACUUGAAAAGCCAAAGUCAUCCAAUAGUCUCUUGUUUCUGGCUGUAUGUCGCUGUGUUUUCUCCAAUAAAUAUGAAAACAUAUUCCUUAAAAAGGAGAAAGAAGUUCGAAAUGAUUCGGUAUUUUAA